GGUCCAUUUUAUAAGCGAGAUAGAAAAAGCGAAAUGCAGAUGAGCAGACACGUAAGCAGAAGUUGAAACAAUACGAAAGUGAAGAUGAAUAAACAAUUGCAGGGAAAAACACUCAUGCAUGUGGCCACAGCGAUAGUUUUGCACAAGUACGUUCAUUUCGCAACAGAUCAUGCACAUAGUCACACCCAUUUACAUAAAUCCAUUCAAAUUUUGUAUAUUCAGUGGCACCAUGCGCAUGAUGCUAUGCUACAUAUACACACACACCUCCCAAAUACAAACAUUCAUCACCAACAACACAAUGUCUCAGCUCGACCUCAGCGGCUUCCGCAAGAGGAAGAGAGGCGAAAAGGUGUUCAAAUUCAAAGUAUUCGGCGCGCGAGGCUACCCGGCCGGCUCCAACGGCUCCUUCCACGACAACGUCAGAGCCCUCCUCGAGUUCGGCCAGCUCGAGACCAACACCAUGUCCAGCUGGUCCUUCCAGCUCGAGGCACGCCGCCACCCGCUGCUGCUGUUUGUGGUCGAAGAGCCCGCCCUCGACUUCUCCUGCCGCCACUGCCGCUACAUAGGUUGGGGGCAUCACAUGAUCUGCAAUAAGAGCUAUCAUUUCGUGCUGCCGUCUGACGAUUACGCCAAGACCAACGCCAUCGACUUGCAUAGAGACACCCACAUCCUACAUGCUGUCCUCCACUCCAAUGGAUUCGGUCAUCUCCUCUGCAUCAACGCCUCCGCCCUGCCCGGCUACCAGAUCAUGGACUUCUGGGACCGCUUGUGCUCCGGUUUAGGAGCUAGGGAGGUGAGCUUGAGAGAUUCAGCUAAGAAGAAAGGAAUGGAGCUGAGACUGCUCCACGGCGUGGCCUACGGCAGGCCGUGGUUCGGUCAAUGGGACUACAUAUUCAAGCGAGGGAGCUAUGGUGUCGAUCAAGAAAUGUACCAAAAUGCAAUCAAAACCAUCCAAAACAUUCCCCUAACCCUAAUUGCUCAACAAUUUGGAUUGGGGAGUGAGAUUCAAGUAAUACUGUGGCGCUACCAGCAGCUCUCGAGCCACUCUCUGACGACGUUAGGCGAUCUGUUCCAUUUCAUGAUGGAGCUGAAAUCCAGAGUUUCCGAGGAGAGCAGCAGCGGCUCCGGCAGCUACCCGGCCAUCAUGUCGGACGCGUCGUGCCGGUGGUCGCCGAAGCGCGUGGAGAAGGCGAUCCACGUGGUGGUGGAGGCGUUGAAGCGCGCGGAGUUCCAGUGGGUGUCGAGGCAGCACGUGCGGGACGUGGCGCGCGCCUACAUCGGCGACACGGGGCUGCUGGACUUCGUACUCAAGUCGUUGGGGAACCACAUGGUGGGGAAGUACUUGGUGAGGAGGUGCUUGAAUCCCGUCACCAAAGUGCUGGAGUAUUGCUUGGAGGAUGUUUCUAGAACCUUCUCCAAGCAGGACGCCAAGUUGAGGCCUCAACACAAGAUCACUUGGGCUCAGCUCAUCAACGACUUGCUCUGCGUCUAUUCCAACAUUCUAGUAGAUCCCAAGAGCGGUGCCUUUGCUGCGCUCCCCGUCGCUUCCAGAGUCAUUCUCGACGCCAAACACCUGGCUAAAGACUACCACGGCGAGGCCACGGCGGCGGACGAAGCCAACAAGAAGAAAAUCUACUGCAGGGUGAUCCUGCAGCACAAUGGUGUGGAGGAAGCGGCGACGCCGUACCACUGCUUCUUGGUGAGGAACGGCGCGACGUUCGACGAGCUGAGGCGGCAGGUGGAGAAGACGUUCGGAGAGACGUACCUGGCGCUGAGGAACACGGCGGCGGAGUCCAUCAGGAACAUGAGCCCUCAAGGGUCGGACGCGGUGUUCAAGACGGUUAGGCCGGGUAGUAAGAUCGCGUUCGUGUGCGUGUGCGAGUGCGAGCACCAAACCCCAGAGCCCACGGUCGUCAACUGCGUUUGUGGGACUAGGGAUGAUGAUGGGGAGCGGAUGGUGUCGUGCGAUCUCUGCCGAGCCUCGCACCACACCAGGUGCGUGCGCGUCCCCGACCACCACGCCGUCCCUGAUAUAUUCCUCUGCACCGGAUGCGAACAGGAUAUCCUGCGCAUCCGAUGCUAUGCCACCUCCACGCCUAUCUGACUUGCUCACCACCAUUCAUUCCUUAUCUUAUGCUACAUGUCAAUCAAAAUUAAACCUAUUAUGUUAUGAAAAACACACAAUUGUCAUUAUGUAUAUUUUCCAAAUAUUAUUUCUGUGAAUUUAAUUUUUUUUUUUUUACUGCUUGUCAAUUGUCAUACUCACUUCCACUUUUAUGGUACUCCCUCCGUCCACUAAUUGUUGGCCUACUUUCCUUUUUGGUCCGUCCACCAAUUUAUGUCCUACCCAUUUACGGUAAGUCUUUAUAAUUUUUUAAUUGGUGGGUCCCAAUAAACAAUACACUUUUUCUCCACUCAACUAAUAAACAAUAUAUUUUGUUGGUUCCUUUCUCCGCUCACUACACUUUUUCUUACAAUCCGUGUUUUGCCUCCUAGGCCAACAAUUAGUGGACGGAGGGAGUAAUUUUUAUUUUUGCACUAUAGUAAAAUUUGAUUUUGUUUUGAUUGCAAGUUUUGGAACUAUGGAGAGAAAACGGAAAUAAAAAAUUAGACUGAGGUAUAGUGUGUGUGAGACAGAGAGCGAAGAGAUGAG
Molecule: messenger RNA, 2653 nt
Organism: Salvia miltiorrhiza (redroot sage)
Lineage: Eukaryota; Viridiplantae; Streptophyta; Magnoliopsida; Lamiales; Lamiaceae
Product: PHD finger protein MALE STERILITY 1-like
Exons: 3
Coding region: 170-2104 (644 amino acids)
Source: RefSeq, a predicted model, not a curated record